Bombyx mori (domestic silkworm) is the source of this 681-nucleotide messenger RNA. RefSeq names its product craniofacial development protein 2-like. The coding region runs from base 1 to 681 and encodes 226 amino acids. Gene Ontology annotation, cellular component: nucleus. The transcript has a single exon. NCBI's taxonomy places the organism in Eukaryota, Metazoa, Arthropoda, Insecta, Lepidoptera, Bombycidae. Gene Ontology annotation, biological process: chromatin remodeling. Gene Ontology annotation, molecular function: catalytic activity. The record is from RefSeq and is a predicted model, not a curated record.
AUGACAUUUGGGGCGUGGAACGUGAGAACGCUUCUUGAUCGAGAUGGCAACGCUUGCCCUGAACGCAAGACCGCCAUAGUAGCUCGGGAACUUCAUCGCUACAACGUAGAUGUGGCUGCUCUCAGCGAAACACAUCUUGCCGAUGAAGGAGAGCUGGUGGAAGUAGGUGCUGGUUAUAUUUUCUUCUGGAAAGGUACCGCUGCCUCUGAAACGCGACAUUCAGGUGUAGGAUUUGCCAUCAAGAAUCACUUAGUAAAGCGAUUAGAGGAGUACCCUGUUCAUAUCUCGGACCGCGUUACCACACUGCGAGUUCACCUGGAUAAAGACAAUUACCUUAAUGUCAUCAGUGUAUAUGCUCCAACGCUUGACAAGUCUGAUGACAUUAAGGACAAAUUCUAUGGGGAAGUGUCUCUUUGCCUUGACAGCAUAAACGCCAGAGAGCAGGUACUAUUGCUGGGCGACUUCAAUGCCAGGGUCGGUCGGGACUAUGAGGCUUGGCCUGGAGUUCUGGGUAGACACGGAGUCGGCAACAUUAACAGCAAUGGUCAGUUGCUGCUCAGUCUUUGUGCUCAAUACGGUCUAGCAAUUACGAACACUAUGUUUAGACUUGCCGCUAAGUACAAGACAACAUGGAUGCACCCAAGAUCCAAGCACUGGCAUUUGAUCGACUAUGCUAUUUGA